Messenger RNA from Drosophila eugracilis, 1288 nucleotides. It is a transcript of the gene P5cr-2, whose product is annotated as pyrroline-5-carboxylate reductase 3. The record is from RefSeq and is a predicted model, not a curated record. Bases 309 to 1130 code for a protein of 273 amino acids. Gene Ontology annotation, molecular function: pyrroline-5-carboxylate reductase activity. Lineage: Eukaryota; Metazoa; Arthropoda; Insecta; Diptera; Drosophilidae. The transcript has 3 exons. Gene Ontology annotation, biological process: L-proline biosynthetic process.
UAUUAAUAAGCUACAAAGAAAUCAUUUGUAAAGCUUCAAUUUUUAAUUACUAAUAUGGUGUGAAGUUGUUAUUUUUUAUUGUGCCCUGUCCGUACAUAAAACCAACACACAGGAACUCCCACUGAUAAGCUUUGAUCGUUGGGUUUGUUGUUUGCACAUCGUAGGGGGUUGGGGGAGGUGGACCGAGCCAGAUUUCUUAUCAGUCUCCUCGUUCUGUUUUCGGUCAACGCCGGCAGCGGGAAAACAGUUCUAAAUCCACCAGCACAAAGUGCAGUACUCAGUCCACAGAAUUACCCCAUCAUAACAUAAUGUCGGCCAUCGGAAAAAUCGGAUUCCUGGGCGGUGGCAAUAUGGCCAAAGCUCUGGCCAAGGGAUUCCUGGCAACAGAUUUGGCCAAACCUAACACCUUGAUAGCUAGUGUUCAUCCGGCGGAUAAGCUCUCCCUGCAAUCCUUUCAAUCCCUGGGAGUGGAAACAGUGGUUAAUAAUGCACCUGUUGUUGAAAAGUCGGAGGUAGUCUUCGUUUCAGUAAAACCUCAAGUGGUCCCCGCUGUCCUAUCGGAGAUUCAGCCACUGAGCUCCGGUAAACUUUUCCUAUCCGUGGCUAUGGGUAUCACCUUGUCAUCAAUCGAAUCCAGUCUCUCACCGCAAGCUCGUGUGAUACGCGUGAUGCCCAAUCUGCCGGCAGUGGUGUGCUCUGGAUGCUCGGUUUUUGUUCGUGGAACCAAAGCCACCGAUGCAGAUGCAGAGGUUACGCAAAAACUCCUACAGUCUGUGGGCACUUGUGAGGCGGUAGAUGAAUCCCAGUUGGACGUAGUUACUGCUCUAAGUGGCAGUGGACCUGCCUAUGUGUUCGUAAUGAUUGAAGCUUUGGCAGAUGGAGCCGUUCACAUGGGAAUGCCCAGAGAUCUGGCUUAUCGCUUGGCAUCCCAAACCGUCCUAGGAGCCGGUCAUAUGGUGCGGGACAGUGGACUGCAUCCAGGGCAACUUAAAGAUGGGGUCACAAGUCCGGCUGGAUCGACCGCAGCAGCCCUCAGACAACUUGAGCUGUCAGGUUUUCGAGCUGCUGUGUCUGGAGCCGUGGAGCAAGCGACGCUGCGAUGUCGGCAAAUCUCAGGAAAGACGGUUUAGGUUUCUAUUUAUACCAUAUUUAGUUUAUAAACUAAUUAUAGUUUCAAAGUAUGUACAUAUAAGCAAAUCUUAUCAGAUCGUAAAACUGGGGAAUUAAUAUGUUAUUUUAUGCUUUGUCCUCAGGGAGUUAAUUAUAAGAAUAAAUUUUUAAAAAUCAA